Sclerotinia sclerotiorum 1980 UF-70 is the source of this 192-nucleotide messenger RNA. RefSeq lists its product with no specific name. The transcript has a single exon. Bases 1 to 192 code for a protein of 63 amino acids. Lineage: Eukaryota; Fungi; Ascomycota; Leotiomycetes; Helotiales; Sclerotiniaceae. The record is from RefSeq and is a predicted model, not a curated record.
AUGCCCGACCUUCUCUCGAUAGAACUGAGGGUUUCUCAGCUAGAACCUCCAAAACGCUUAUUCGCAGAUUUCGAUGACUUUGAUCCGUCCUCACAACAGCCUGGCGCGACGAAGCGACUCCGAGCUGAGAAAGAGGAAGCAGAACAGGAGGUUAAGGUAUGUCAAAAUCCCCUCGGACCAGUCAGCGUGUAA